AUGUCUAUGCCAUUAGUCUUCACCCCUACUGAGGAAAUCGUUACGCCUCAGAAAUGGUACCAUGACCUGAGCCAAAAUGCCUCCGCCUACAGCAACUGCUUCGUCCGAAGAAUCACGCACGUCAAGAACCUCAACUCCUCUCUACUUCACGAAUAUCUCCAAGUCAUUCUCGAAAAUACCGGCUCCAGCUCCAAAGACCGCACCCGCGUGCUGACGGAGCGCCAAACGGAACAAGACCAAGUCAUUAUUGGCCGCUGGUCGUUUGGCGCAAAGCCCUCGGGAAAAGCCUUGAUGAGCUCGAGCUCCGGUAGCUCUGGUUCUGGUUCAGGCUUCUUUCAGCGCAUCACGUCGCUCUUCGGGGGAUCUGCCUCGUCGUCUUCGUCGUCAUCCAAGGACCUCCUCCCUCUGCAGCUUUGGUCGCUGACCUUUGACGACAACAACCUCAACGUCAUUGCCCUCGCCGAAAUUAUGCGAACCACUAGCGACAGAAUGGGUUGCUAUAACCUGGUUCUGAGAAACUGCUACGUCUUUGCAAAGUCCGUCUAUGAGACUGUGCUGCAAAAAUACAAAUGUCAGCAAAACAGCUGGAAGUUUGCCCAUCUUCAAGGAACUCUGCCAUUCCUGCAGUUGAAAACCCAGGAGAUGAAGGAAACGGCGCACCAAUUCGACGAAGAGCUGAAGAAGGACUUCCAAUGGGCUCCGGCAAACGAGGUCGAGGAAACCCUGGGCGUCUUAUAUACAGCUGCCAUCGAGUUCCUGCGCCAAGACGGCAUCGAGCUGACUGAUGAGGAAAGCGAGGAACUCAUCAAAUAUUGCAAGCUGAAAGAUCUCGCAGAUCAUUCGACAGAGACUUCUCUAGCGACCGCAACUGCCAACGUCAAAGAGUUGGACGAAUCGUUCAAAGACUUGGUCGACAAGGUGCUUGAUGAGCCACGCAAAGACGACCUCCUGGCCGUAUACCAGCGAUACAACGAGAAUGCCCCUCCGGCAAUCGCUGCGGAACCAUCAGCCGAGCCGCCGCCUGGCUUCGAGGUGCACAGAGUCUCGGACGAGCUGUGGCAACAAGGACAAGAUGCAAUCAAGGUGCUUGUGGGCAGCAUCUUGGAGGAACUCGAAAGAAAGGGCUCCGACAAUUGA
Messenger RNA from Trichoderma reesei QM6a, 1137 nucleotides. RefSeq lists its product as uncharacterized. The transcript is spliced from 4 exons. The coding region runs from base 1 to 1137 and encodes 378 amino acids. The record is from RefSeq and is a predicted model, not a curated record. Lineage: Eukaryota; Fungi; Ascomycota; Sordariomycetes; Hypocreales; Hypocreaceae.